UCCCUGGACCGCCAUGGAGGCGCUGGGCGCGACCGGCCGGGCGCUGCGGCUGUGGCGGGCCGCUCCCCGCGGCGCGGCCGGCUGCCGAUUUAUAGCAACUUCUCCGGCUGCUCAGCUGUCACCUACGGAACUGACAGAAAUGCGGAAUGAGCUGUUUAAUAAAGAGAAAAACAGGCAGUUGUCAUUAACUCCCCGAACUGAAAAGAUUGAAGUUCAAUAUGUUGGGAAAACCAACCCGGGUACCAUCUUUGUGAUGAAUAAAAACAUUUCAACUCCUUACAGUUGUGCCAUGCAUUUAAGUGAGUGGUACUGCAAGAAAUCCAUUCUGGCUCUUGUGGAUGGACAACCUUGGGACAUGUAUAAACCUUUGACCAAGUCCUGUGAAAUUAAGUUUCUUACUUUCAAAGAUCAUGAUCCGCAAGAAGUGAAUAAGUUAAGAGAUUUGACUUUGCUUUUUAUUUUGGUUGGAUUUACAGUAAUUGCUGGUGCCUUCUGCUAUGAUGUAGUUUUGGAUAAGAAACUGGAUGAGUGGAUACCAACCAAAGAGAACCUAUGUUCCUUCACAAAAGAUGCAUAUACUUUAAUAUAUAAAGAUCUCCCAUUUGAAACUCUGGAAGUUGAAGCAAAAGUGGCAUUGGAAAUAUUUCAACACAACAAGUACAAAAUAGACUUCAUAGAAGAGAAGGCAUCUGAGAACCCUGAGAGAAUAGUCAAGCUGCACAGAAUUGGCGACUUCAUUGAUGUGAGUGAGGGCCCUCUUAUUCCAAGAACAAGCACUUGUUUCCAGUAUGAAGUGUCUGCAGUUCACAAUCUUCAGCACUCUCAGUCACCUCUUAUACGAAGGUUCCAGGGUCUGUCUUUACCCACCCACUUAAGAGUACAGUUUACAAUAUGGUCUAAAUUAUUGGAAAGAUCUCGGAAAAUGGUUACUGAAGAUCGAACUAAACCAACAGAGGGCAUUGCAUCUACCUAAUAACUUGCCAAAAUUUAAAUAUAUAUAGUAAAUUAAAAUAAAAGCUUUUAAUACAA
This is a messenger RNA of Dipodomys ordii (Ord's kangaroo rat), 1029 nucleotides long. It is a transcript of the gene Mrpl39, whose product is annotated as mitochondrial ribosomal protein L39. Gene Ontology annotation, molecular function: nucleotide binding; RNA binding. The transcript is spliced from 9 exons. Gene Ontology annotation, cellular component: mitochondrion. Lineage: Eukaryota; Metazoa; Chordata; Mammalia; Rodentia; Heteromyidae. Bases 14 to 973 code for a protein of 319 amino acids. The record is from RefSeq and is a predicted model, not a curated record.